AUGAGUAAUUAUGCACAGUAUGAAUACCUUGAUAUUUCAGUCAGUGAUCCUCAACUAAGAAGAGAUGAUAAAGGAGAGUAUACUGUUUAUAAAGUACAUUUUGAUACAACAUUUGAAGAAUACAAAAUAAAAACAAAGGAUGUGUAUCGUCGUUAUUCACAAUUUGUUGAGUUGAAAAGACAGUUGGAGAUUCGAUUUGAAGAAAAGAAAGACAAAAUGGCUAAAUUCGGUACAAUCCCACCUCUUCCUGGAGAUACAAUCUUUUCACUUUUUGGUCGUGGAAGAUUUGAUCCAGCUUUUGUUGAUGAUAGAUGCAAAAAGUUAGAUGCAUGGAUCAAAGCAAUCUGUGCACAUAACAUGCUCCGUUUUGAAAAGGUAUUUAUUUCUUUUCUUGAACAAGACAAUUGGGAAGUUACUAGUUGGUAA
Entamoeba histolytica HM-1:IMSS is the source of this 426-nucleotide messenger RNA. RefSeq lists its product as uncharacterized. The record is from RefSeq and is a predicted model, not a curated record. Lineage: Eukaryota; Evosea; Mastigamoebida; Endamoebidae. Gene Ontology annotation, biological process: endocytic recycling; late endosome to Golgi transport. The transcript is spliced from 2 exons. Gene Ontology annotation, cellular component: early endosome membrane; retromer complex. Gene Ontology annotation, molecular function: phosphatidylinositol-3-phosphate binding. Bases 1 to 426 code for a protein of 141 amino acids.